AUGCUGCUGUGGCUGCGGCUGCUGGCGAUGGCGGCCGGCGUGUGGCUCUGCCCGGUGGUCGGAGCUCAUUCUCUGUGCCGUGUUCACACAGUGAGGACAGCAAAAGUGUUCAAUGUCGUGCAGCGACUUCAUGGGGAGCGCCUGUACUUUGACGCUUCAGCCCCUCGCUUGUUGAAGCAUCCUUGCCACAAGCACCUGGCCCUGUACCUGGGAAAGCAGGUGUUCCUCACGAGGGAUGAUUUCAAGAGCAGCCUACUUCCCUUCACCGUCCCCGAGUCCAUGGCGGUGGGCGUGCCCAAAGUCACGUCGGCCCACUUCGCCGGCCCGCUGCUGCUGCUGGUGAUCAACUACCAGGUCUAUAUCUACAACUACCAAGACAACAUCUGGGGCAAGGCCACAGGCAUACAGCAACCCGUGUCCCACGUUUCCGGCGACAACUGCUGUAAUGCCAGGAGAGCCUUUUGCCUGUCCAUCAGUAACUCCGUGUUUGCGUACGCCCGCGGCGAGAAAAUAUCUCGAACCAACAUGUAUUUCUCGGACACGGGAGGACAGAGUUUCCGGAAGUACGUCUUCCACAGACAGGAAGAGCUGAGUGGGACUCUGGGCGGCAUCUUCUACUUUCACUCCCUGUCACAAGUCGGGCUGCUCAUGGUUAACAACAGGAAGGGCCAGUUCGCGUACUCACACCACCCCCUGAACCGGAGCUUCGGGCUCCCCUUCGACUACAAUGGCACCCUCAACGUCCUCACCCUCCCGGGCCAGAGGGGCGUCCUGAUCUUCUGGUGCGCCAAAAGUCUGCUCUUCUCACUCAACUCAGGCCAGCUCGUGGACACCGUCCAGGUGCGUAAAGGAGACCAGCUCCUGCACCCUUCCAUCUUCGACGCUAACAUCAUCAUCCAGGACGUCACCUUCAAUGAAAACGAGCUGGCCGUCCUGUCCCGGGAGCAGCACCUGUACUACGGGAGCGUGGGUGCUCUGUGGAGCUCCAUCCUCAAGAUCUCAGAGGACCUCUUCUGGUCCGCGGAGGUGGCCCUGAUGUUCACGGGCACGGGCGUGCUGCACGUGCUGUCCCCGCUCGGCGAUGCCUUCUUCCUGGCCUUCGACUUCCAGCAGUGUUCCAUCAGUAUCCAGGCCACCCUCAUGGAGCCUGACCUCCAGGUCGGCAAGUGCAAGGUGGAACUGCUGGAGGCUAUCUUUGCAGCGGUGUACACCAUCGACAUGAACAGCGAGCUGCUGCUGCAAGCCAGGCUCAUUGCGCGGCUGGGCACGUCACCCAUCCCCUUGGCCAUGGUGAGCAAUCCACACUCACUGGGGCUGCAGGCCUCCAUCUCAGAGCGGGGCGACACCUUCGACGGCAGCACCAUGUACAUCCUGGACAUCCAUCUGAAACAACAGCAUCACUGGGGCAGGACAGACCCCAACUUCACCUACAGCAUCAAGCGACCCACCAUCUCCAGCCUGACAGUGGACAUAGCCAACAAGGAACUCUCCUGUGUGGACAUGAAGCCGCUGUCCACGCUCAUCUCUCUGGGCUGUGACCUAAAAAAGAAAAUCGUGGUCCAGAGCGAAAUCACUGCCUGCUCCAAGGGUAUCCUGGACCCCGUGGUGCUGCAGGACAACUACUCCUAUGUCAUCGAGAAGGAGUCCUACGACCCCAACUUCAGGGGGCGCAAGGCCGCCAAGGACCUCACCGUGUUCUACCCCUAUGAGGACCUGGGCUGCCCGCGCCUCCUCUACUACGACACGCCGUGGCGGCCGGUGGUGGAGCUCUGGCAGGCCGGGCAGUUCCAGGAAGUCGUGACCGCCGAACACGUGCUGCUCGAGGUCAAUGGCCUCUUCACCUACUCGUACGCGCUGAGCGCCAGGGCGGCGGGCUGCACGGCGCAGCCGCAGAACUGGAGCACCAUCCUGGGGGCGCACGCGGACGGCGGGCCCUCCUCCUGGAACAGGGAGAGCUACGUGAGCUGCCGUGACCCCAGCAACACGCAGCCCCUGCGGUGGCCCCAGGCCGAGUACCAGAUCCUAGGCGGGUCUACCGACAAUGAGAUCAUCUUUGAGCAACGUAAUGGGAUUUACGUCUUCUUCCUCGCAAUCGUGGACCCGUACUACAGCUACUGCCACCUGCACACCACCUUUAGCGUGUACGUCUACGGGGCCUACCCGCUGUUCAGCAUCCCCUCGGACAUAGCCAUCGCCCUGCUGGUGGCGGCCAUCCUGCUGGGCGUAUGGCUCGUCUACUGGGUGCCCAAACUCAGGCACAGAGAGCUGGACCACAGCAUCCAGGCGUCCCACCCGUGCCAAGACUGCCUGGGCGCCUUGGGCUGUGUCCACCAGCGACAGUGA
Messenger RNA from Ochotona curzoniae (black-lipped pika), 2343 nucleotides. RefSeq names its product cation channel sperm associated auxiliary subunit delta (gene CATSPERD). Bases 1 to 2343 code for a protein of 780 amino acids. Gene Ontology annotation, cellular component: sperm principal piece; CatSper complex. The record is from RefSeq and is a predicted model, not a curated record. Gene Ontology annotation, biological process: sperm capacitation; flagellated sperm motility. The transcript is spliced from 22 exons. NCBI's taxonomy places the organism in Eukaryota, Metazoa, Chordata, Mammalia, Lagomorpha, Ochotonidae.